AUGAAGUUCAGCAUCUGCUCCAUCCUCGCUCUCGCCGUCGCAGCACCUGCCGUCCUCGCCGACGACUGGCGAUGCAACAGCGCCUGGAACGACGGCGGUCUCAAGCGACUGUCGUUCCAGUUCGACGGCUACUGCGAGAACCGUUGGGGACAAUGCUUCCUCGACGCUAUCCGUGGCAAGGGUCUGACCGUACACAACUGGCAAUGCUGGGACUUGGGCAACGGCUGGUGGCAAGCGGACUUCUCCACCACGGCCGGCCUUGCUUGGCAAGCGAACAACGCCAUCCAGGGUGUCACUGGCUCAUGGCGCGGGUGCUGGCCCAAUGCCUAA
Pleurotus ostreatus (oyster mushroom) is the source of this 330-nucleotide messenger RNA. RefSeq lists its product as uncharacterized. Bases 1 to 330 code for a protein of 109 amino acids. NCBI's taxonomy places the organism in Eukaryota, Fungi, Basidiomycota, Agaricomycetes, Agaricales, Pleurotaceae. The record is from RefSeq and is a predicted model, not a curated record. The transcript has a single exon.